AUGCGACAAUCUCCUCCCAUCACCGCUCAGAGGCCGGAGCAUCAUCAUCGUCCCGCCUACAUUCCUACGCCAAAAUCUUCCACGGAAUGGGCGAGAAUGAGCCUCCCACCAGAUCACGGAGCCCACGGCGAGCCACAAGACAAGCGCAUCGAAAGGGACAUCUUGCGCAAGUUGGACCUGACGCUCAUACCGAUGCUCUGGUCCCUCUUCGUGGUUUCCUUCGCGGACAGGAGUAACAUCGGUGAGUGCGUGCGUGCGGGCGCUUUUCUCAUCCACAUUCUCAGGCGGUCAGCCCCCCCCUCCCACAAAUAUAAAUCAUCAACAACAACAACAAAAACUGCUGGAAAUAAAACUUUUUCGCUGACUUUCUGAUUCCACCAGGCAAUGCCAAGAUCCAAGGCAUGCAGACGGACCUCCACCUCACGGGGAACAAGUACAACAUCGCCGUGCUGGUCUUCACCGUCGCGUACGUCGCCUUUGGCGUCCCGGCCAAUGUCGCUUUCCGCGUGCUCGGACCGAGGAGUCUGGCGGCUAUGAUGCUGCUCUGGGGGAUCUGCGCGCUCUGCCAGGGCCUGGUGCAGACUUGGGGCGGGUUGGUGGCGUGUCGCUUCUUGAUGGGAGGUUUUGAGGUGAGUCUCCUCCAAAAAGCAUGGCUCGUUUGUUUAAGCCAUUGACGGGCUUCCAAUUUCACAGUCACUUGAGAUGUUUGAUUCUCUUGCGGGAUACCCGCUGACUUUCAUGUCCCAUGUGCACGCACCAGGCUGGCUUUGUCCCGGGAUGCGCAUACCUCAUCGGCAGCUACUACACGCGGAACGAAUUCCUGAAGAGAUAUUCCCUGUUCCUCAGCGGGAGUAUCAUCGCCGGGGCCUUCAAUGGGCUGUUCUCGGGCCUGUUGGCGAGGGCGGAUGGGAAAGGCGGGCUCAGGGGUUGGAGAUGGAUCUUUGUGGUGAGCAGCGGGAGGUCUCCCUCCAUAUGGGCCAAAUCGUCUUCGGCGGGAUACUGACCUACUGAUCUGAUAAUCUGAUAGGUUGAAGGACUCAUCACGUGCGUAGCAGCCAUAGUCUCUGCCUUCAUCAUCCCCCAAUUCCCAGAAGACACAAGACUCUUCCGAGGCGAAGAGAAGGCGGUCCUCCUGGAGCGUCUCCGCCAGGAUGGAGCGGAAGAAGAGCAUGCAGAUCUUUGGCAUGAGGUCAAAGAAGCCUUGAUCGAUCCGAAAAUUUGGCUUGCGUGAGUUCGGACUCCCCCUCGAUGUUUCGAUCCAAAGGUUUUGCUAACGGGAGUCUUGGAAAGUACCAUAGCCUACGUCGGCAUCGAGGAGAAUUCCGCCUCGAUCGUGGCAUUCCUUCCGUCCAUUCUCCAGGGCUUCGGCUAUACCGCGACUUCAGCCCAGUGGCAUUCCAUUCCGGUCUACGCCGUUGCCUUCAUCCUCUCUCUUCUCUGCGCAUAUGUCAGUGAGCGAUUGCAACAGCGAUACCUCUUCGCCAUGCUCGGGGCGCUGUUGAAUUUGGUGGGACUUGCCAUCUUGCUUGCGCGACCCGAUUCGGCUGCCGUCCGCUAUGCGGGGGCGUUCUUCAUGACGGCGGGCGUCUACAUUGCUAUGCCGAUCGUAGUGGUGUGGAACGCCAUCAACGUCAGGAAAGGUGAGUGGAAUCAGCAUCAUGAUGUGAGAAGAUUGGGUUGGGACUUACAGGGCACAGGAUACAAGCGAGUCGUCUCUUUCGCCAUGUCCACCGCCGUCGGCAACUGUGGCGCUCUGGUGGCUUCGAACGUCUUCAUCGCCAGAGAAGAGCCGGCGUAUCCUACAGGUUGGUCUCCCGACUGUGCGGCGUGCAAAGUCGUUUCUGAUAAUGUUUUCAGGCUUCACGACGGGAAUGUGCAUGAAUUGCAUGUCUAUUCUUGCGCUGACCGCGCUCUACAUCGGUCUUCGAAUCGGCAACGAUCGUAAGGCUAGAAGCGACGUCAGCGGAGAAGACAGUCAAGGCGAAAGGCAUAAGCCUUCUGCGUACCAACUCUGA
This is a messenger RNA of Lecanosticta acicola, 2015 nucleotides long. NCBI's taxonomy places the organism in Eukaryota, Fungi, Ascomycota, Dothideomycetes, Mycosphaerellales, Mycosphaerellaceae. The record is from the annotation of a GenBank genome assembly.